This is a messenger RNA of Dentiscutata erythropus, 124 nucleotides long. NCBI's taxonomy places the organism in Eukaryota, Fungi, Glomeromycota, Glomeromycetes, Diversisporales, Gigasporaceae. The record is from the annotation of a GenBank genome assembly.
UAUUAAACAACAAAAAAUAUCCACAAAUACCAAAGAUAAUCUUAUUAAGCUUAUUCAAAGUUUAAAUAAUGAAGAAAUGAAAAACAAGAUUAUAUUCAAGAAACAAUAUAUAUGUGCCAACUAA